Carica papaya (papaya) is the source of this 1393-nucleotide messenger RNA. RefSeq names its product F-box family protein (gene FBS4). Gene Ontology annotation, molecular function: protein binding. Lineage: Eukaryota; Viridiplantae; Streptophyta; Magnoliopsida; Brassicales; Caricaceae. The record is from RefSeq and is a predicted model, not a curated record.
UUCAAAUAAAGAGCAAAAAGAAAAAAACCCUAGCGGAUACAUUUCUUCCCUCCCUAUCUCCAAUUCUCCCUCCAUCUCUACGAACUCUUCUUCCUUUCUCUCUCUAUACACACUAUUCUCUUCUUCAACCGAGCAGCUCUGUUAAUUUCUUGGGUUUAUGCAGAACGAAUCUACGUCAAUUUCAGAUAUUAAUUGAUGGUGGCAGUGGAUAUGGUUUAAUUGAUUCUUGGCAUUUGAAAAUCAACAAUUUAUGACGGGAUAGAACUAAAGUUCUGAACUGUUGCCGCAGAAGACUGAAGGGACAAGUUUUGAUAAAGAAGAAAGGUAUGGGGAAAGUGUCUCCAAAAGAUCGGGAGUCAAAAACCCCCAAACAGAAAAGGCGAUUAAAAAACUCGAGCAACAAGUAUUUGAAGCCAGGUGCUCUUGCACAGUUUCGGUACAAUAAGGCCACAGCUGUCAAAUCAUAUGCGGACCUAGGGAAGAAAAGUGUGGCCUUGAUGGCUGCAAAGAAUGCAGAGCAUAAUGAUCAUGCAGUACAAAGUAAGGUUAUGGACAAAAGCCCUUUAAUGUUAUCACCUGUGGAUGUUCUGAAACAGAAUGCUUUGGUAAGAACACCAAAGACGCCUCGCAUGGAGGAAUAUGAUUCUGAGUCAAGGCUCGAGUCUCUGCCUAUGGAUUUGCUGGUCAAAAUACUAUGUCAUCUGCACCAUGACCAACUGAGGGCAGUUUUUCAUGUCUCUCAAAGAAUCAGAAAAGCUGUUUUGCUUGCUAGACAAUUCCAUUUUAAUUUCACUACGCCAGAUCGCUCUCGACAGGAGAUGUUGAGAACCAUGACUCCAAGGCCAACUGAACACUGGCCUUUUGUUAGCAAAGGAGAUGGGAAGUGUGUUAUCAUUCCAAGCCCCCACACCCCAAAAGCACCAAAGCAUGGUCCUCGACCGCCUUCUCGCAUUAAAAUCUCAGAUGUGAGGCAGAUUACUGCUGUUCUCUUUCAAGAUCCAGCAUUCCAUUCAAGGUGUAUGGUUCCUUCUGUUCUGCCCAGGCCCUUAUGCAAAUCUUUGGCUUCAAAUCGAGUAUUAUUCUAUGAGGAGGAAUUGUGUCAGGCUGUUGCUCAGAAUAAGCUUCGCUGAUUGAGCCUAGUAUCUAUCUCGUUGCCUCUUGUUUUCUGUGUGUAUAGUUUGCAGUGCUUUCCGUAGUUUGCUUGUAGUUAGGCAGGGAGUAUGCAAAUUUUGUAGCUUUCAUGGGUCAGUGCUAGGUUAUAUGCAACUCCAAUUUGCAAUAGGGGUUGGCAAAAUUUAGACAGUGUUUGUUGGAAUAAUGUAUUUGAACUAGUCACAUGUAUAUCUUCAUAUAUGUUUGAAAUUGAAAGAAUAUCUACUUUGUUUCUUCUCAA